Messenger RNA from Monodelphis domestica (gray short-tailed opossum), 6612 nucleotides. The record is from RefSeq and is a predicted model, not a curated record. NCBI's taxonomy places the organism in Eukaryota, Metazoa, Chordata, Mammalia, Didelphimorphia, Didelphidae.
UCUACAGUCAACAAACAUUUAUGAAGUACAUACUAGUACCAGUACACUGUGCUAAGUAAUGAAGAUACAAACAAAAGAUAAAAGACCUUGCCCUUGAGGAGUUCACGAUCUAAUAAUCACAGGACAUAGUUUGGGAAAUACUGGCAUAAAAAAGAAAUGAAACAUUCCAAAACUCAAUACAGAACUAAAUAUGGCUGUGGCAGAGAAAUGAAAACAAAUGUGAAGGAAGGGGAGACCAAACCCAAAAGCCAGUGGUGAUCUCCUUUGAGAAUCAAGGCUGGAACAGCUUGAUUGGCAGCUGGUGCUCAGCACAGGUACCAUAACAGUAACCUUGGAGUGAGAAAAAGUUGGGUUCAUUCUUCUGGUCUAUUUUGAACAGCUGUUCAUUGACACUUCCAUAACUCAGUUGCCUGGGAUCUUUUAACCUUGUCCAACUUGCUCAUGUUAUUGAUGAAGAAGCUGAGGCCCAUGGAGGGUGCAAAAGGGAAACCAGAGAACUCAAGCAAAGUGACUAAGGAGGCGGAGAAGAUGGGUCUACUCAGCAUAGACUUGUUGAUUACACUGCAAAUCCUGCCAGUUUUUUUCUCCAACUGCCUUUUCCUGGCUCUCUAUGACUCGGUCAUCCUCCUGAAGCACGUGGUGUUGUUGCUGAGCCGGUCCAAGUCCACUCGUGGCGAGUGGCGGCGCAUGCUGACCUCAGAAGGACUACGCUGUGUCUGGAAAAGCUUUCUCCUGGACGCUUACAAGCAGGUAAAAUUGGGUGGAGAUGCCCCCAACUCCAGUGUAAUCCACAUUACCAGUGCGGAAGUUGGCAGUGGUCAACAGAACAAUUCCAGGUGGAAGAGAUUUGAUGGGGGAUAUGGAGCUGAGUGCCAUCUCCUGGAUUUUGCCAACCCUGAGCGUCCACUGGUUGUCAACUUUGGGUCAGCCACUUGACCACCAUUCACAAGCCAGCUACCAGCCUUUAGCAAGCUGGUGGAAGAGUUCUCAACAGUGGCUGACUUCUUGUUGGUCUACAUUGAUGAAGCUCAUCCAUCAGAUGGUUGGGCGGUGCCUGGUAACUCCUCUGUGUCUUUUGAGGUGAAGAAGCACCGAAACCAGGAAGACCGCUGUGCAGCAGCCCAUCAGCUCCUGGAGCGCUUCUCCUUGCCGCCCCAAUGCCAGGUGGUGGCUGACUGCAUGGAUAACAAUGCCAACAUAGCCUAUGGGGUAUCUUUUGAGCGUGUGUGUAUUGUGCAGAGACAAAAAAUUGCUUACCUAGGAGGGAAAGGCCCCUUUUUCUAUAAUCUUCAGGAAGUCCGACUUUGGCUAGAAAAGAACUUCAGCAAGAGAUGAAAUCCAGGUUAGCUGGAGGAAUUUGAGUUGCAUAGUACCCUAUUAAAAAUAACAAAAAGUGGGGGGAGAGAAGGAUGUACCAGAUCCAUAAUUUCAACUGGAUCUCAUUCCCCCAUUGCAGGAGAACAGUUUGAAUAGCCAUCUCAGAAGAAUAAAACCAUCCCUAACAAACUAUCAACACUUUCCCUACCAAAAAAAAUAAUACCUACCUAACCAGCAAUUCCAUGUUAUCUUUACACUUUUUGAAAAAGAGCCUAUGAUGAGCAGGAAGAAAACCUAUUUCUAAGUGCCUCCAUCCUGCCUUGAGAUGGAAUUAAAACAACUGGUGCUUGCUUUGGGAAAAAUGGGAAAAAUACUUCAGCCUGCACAAGAGAAAGGCCAGGGACAAAAACUAAAUUAAAAUAAUGAUUAUUAUCCAAAAUUUACCCAUUAUGAGUAGAAGAUUGUUGGUAAAUCCCUAAGUAUUUGUUUAUAGUGAGUCUUGGGGGGGGGGAAGGGGGCAUCCACAUAGUUGUCAUCCUGAUUUUUAGAAUGUUGGUGUCAUCUCUGGUUCUAUCUCUGCUUGUACUGUAAAAUGCUGGCCUAAACAUCCAAGAUUCUCUGAAUAAUUAGGAGUAGAUUUUGAGGACCUUUCCUCAGUUUGAAGGGUUAGGUUACUCUCUGGUCAAAAGGUAAAAUAGUUAUAGGAAGUACACUGGACUUCGAGUUUUAUUUACUGAGUUAAAAUUCUGACUAUCAUUUAUCAGUUGUGGGAUCUUAGACAAGUCAUUUAAUAUUCCUGGUCCUCAGUUUUCUCAUCUGUAAACUAAGGAUUUUGGAUUAGAUGGUCUCCAAAGGCCUUUUAAACUUAAAAGCAAUAUAAUUCUUCCGUAAAUGACAACAAAGGAAAAGAGAAAACUCAAAGAUCAAGAGACUACGACAGAGUUUUACUUUGAAGCAGCAGAGAGGCUAACUAGUUAGUUAGGAAUAGAAACACAUAACCACAUCUGAUUAAUGCUCCAGGCCAGAGAAAAUAGUUUUAUUGAAACCCAUCAGAGACCCCAUGAGUGGGAAACAAUUUAUUUAUCUGAUAAUGAGAGAGGGGGGGAGGGGAGGAGGGAGCUAGAAAGCUAAUGGGUAGUUUUGCAUUUUUAUAUUAUAUAAUUUAUUUGUCUUUAGUUUGUGUAAUUGGAGUGGGGGAAUAAACAUACCAUGAUACCUCACUGAGAAUGAACUAGUGCCAUAGGUUACUCUGUGGUUCCAACAGUGUCAGUUGUUGAAAUGUUACAUAGCUCCACUCAUUCCUUGGCAUGGAAUACUUAUUGGUCUCUAUAAUGAUGUUCUUCUAUAUGUUGAGCUGAAAACAUUGCUGAAAUAUUUCAUGAAUCUUCUCAGCUGCCAUGCAGGGAAUGAUUUAUUUGUUGCUCAACUCAUGUAGCCUUAUUGUCCCACAAAAGUAGGUAACUUAUCAAGAAUGAUGCAAAUAUGGUUUUCUUAGAACCAUGAGUGUUGAGUCAUCAAGCAUUUGUUAAAUGCCUACAAUGUGUCAGGCACUGUAUUAAGAACCUGAGAAAGUAGGAGAAAGCUAGUUGGAAAAUGACUCCCAUCAGAAUAUAUCAGAGCCUUUUUAUAGUGCAAUCCACAAUGACAGACAUGGGCUGUGUCACAACAAAAUUCCCACCAUUAGAAAGAAUUAAGAAUUGGAUCUGACUUGGCCCCCUCCAUCAAGGGUUAAUCCUUAAGAAUAACCAAAAGACUUUGUUAUAAAGUGUGAGUUUCCUCUACUACAUUGUUAUGUGCUAUAGAUGGAUUUUUAUUAAACUGCCAGGUUAUAGAAACAUUUUGAGAAGACAACUAUCACUUUUCUUGAAGAUCAGACUUUAGGUAAUAUUUAAAGGCUAGGAUAUAAAUAAAAUAAAAUGUGAACACUUUUUUUUUGUAAUUUGAGAAUUUCAAAUUUCAGUAGAUGUCAAUAUUUAUGAACAUAACUCUUACUUAUUAGUAAUUUUAAAGAAGAUCAACACAGAAACAAUACUAAGUUCAGGUAACUGUAUCUGAAAAGAAGUAAUUAUGUAUUGCAAAAGACAAAUAUCAUCCCAUUGAGAAAAAGUAUAAACUUGAAAGUACUGAAUUUGCAUAUCAGAAAAAUAAAGUUUCAGAAUUGAAAAAAAAAAUUCUGUACUGAAGUACAGCUCAAAUUUUUUCCCCUUCUAAGUUUCCUAAACCAUCUAGCUUUUUCAGUGUUUCAUACACAGAAGAGGUAAAUGGAAUUACAAGACUCUAAGUUACUUAAUGACUUGCUACUAAAUAAUAUUUUUUUAAAAAUAUAAAAUGUUUACAGAUUCCUGAAUUUUUCUCACUUGGAAUUUUUGCAUUAAAAAAUUAUUGGUUUAUUUGCCCAGUUUCUUUGUUUUUCAAAAUGGGGUUAGGACUUAUAUGGUGCCCUUAAGAGAUCUCAUAAACAUCAGUGGCACCAUAUGAAUGAUGUUUUCCUUGGAAGUAUCUUCUUGUUUGUUUUUUCCCCUAUGUACAGAACUGGUAUUGUAUGUCAGAGAAGGUGGGGGGAGGAAAAAUGAGAUUCCAAGAAGGUGAUGCUCAUUGUCCAGAUUAAGAGUUGAAUAAAAAAUACUUCUGUGUUCUGGUUUUGCUAUGAGUAUGUAGAAAGAAGUGCAGAAUAUAUAGGUGAAUCAUUUUGCAGAGGAUAAGCAGGUAGAGAAACAGCAAUGGAAGUUAGUAAAUGAAAGUAUAGGACAGAUAUCAGGGGAAAAAUUAUUUUUAAUAGGGAGAUAUAUCCACUUAGAGCAGAUUCCCCAAGGAAGAGCAUGGAAACCCUACCAUUACACAAGGGUAAGGCAAUUUGCUAUACAUAACCCAUUUCACACCUCAACAAGCAUGACCAGAGAGGCUGCUAUAUUUGUAUUAUUAUGCCCUUUGUUUACAGAACAUACUUCUGAUUCUUGUGACAAUUUAUUUCUAAGAAUCUUAAUAAUCCUCUGGGAGAUGAAACAUCUUUUGGUGCUAGUCUUUCAUAUAUACAUAUUCACAUAUAUGUAUACACAUACCGCCACAACUGUGAUUUUGGCAUCUGUCAUCUCAUUUGAUCAUUUUCGUUUGACAGGCCAUAUUUAUAUCAGGCUCUCAAUUUAAAUAUAUUAACUGGACUAGCUUUUAUGUUAUUGAAAUUGUUUUGUAGCUACUUAAGCCUUUGUUAGAAGCUAUGGAUUCAUAUUUUAUUCAAUGAUUUGAAGUUUUAUGAUGUAGAACUGUUCAAAACUUACUUUAUUACUUAGAAGAUUGACUAGGACUUUCUCAAAUGGACAUGAAUGAAGUGUCCUUCAAGUAAUGGCAGACAUUUAAUACAAUAUUAAAAAUAGCUCCUGAUCUUGCAAGAGUUAAUCAGAUUAGAAAUGGUCAUCUAGCUUUGCAUAUUUGAAGUGACAGCAAUUUAAUUUACAGGGCUAUCUUUUUACCUGUUUUGAAUUUCUAGUACUGUGUAUUCACAUGCUCCUGAUUUGGAGCACCAUUGUUUUUUUAAACAUUUUAAUCAUCUUAUAAAACAAAUUGUUACUAUAUCCAAUCAUUCCCAGUCCUCAUAAUGUAGAGAAGACCUUCAUUCUGUCCCUUCCAUAUUUGUGCUCCCAGUCAGGGCUUAUAGAUAGAAAUGAUGAAAUAGAUUGAGUGACUUUAUAUGGUCUAUAGGUACCAGAGGGACAGAGUUAAAGAUGAUCUCUUUUCCCUUGGAAAAAAGCAUAUAGAAAUUGGUUAUUCUUUUCUAUAUCUACUUUGUAUGGACCAUGGACAUGGAGACUAGUCUCAUACCUUGAAAAAUACAAAAGAAUGAGGAUCUGAUCUUCUGGGAAUUUAAAGAAGAUUUCCCCCUCUGGAACUGAGACAAGCUCAAACUCUGAUUCAUGAGUCUCAGAAUUGAGUUCAUUCAGAAUUUCAUGAUUAUUUGUGAAGGUAGAAUUUAAAAAUAAGCUCUCUUCUAUAGGUGAGGGAAUGAUGAAAAGUUCAACAUUUAAAAUUCCUUAGAAUCUGACCAUGUCUUUUUCAAUAGUAGUUGUUGGCAAUGAAAAAUCUUAAAAAAUGAGACUGAAAGUUCCAGCUGAAAUAAUUGUUUUUGGUUAUGCCUCACCUCUUGCCUUAAACAUAAGGAAAAUCAAAGCCAUUUUACUCACAUUUCAUAGAACUACUAUUUCCAUUUAUACCUCCCACUCUAUAAUGGGAGAUCCCUUAAAAUUGCAGAAGAGCUCUUCAGGGGAAUGAUAUUGGAGAAGGGGAUUGAGGGAGGGAAGAGUUGUGCAGUGAAGAACCAGAGUCCUGCCUCAGUAGAGGUAGGAAAAAGUCUUUUCCAUAUCACUCCUCAAAGCAGUACUGCUGUGCCUAAAUGGGUCAGACUGGAUUAAGAGUCAGUGGUUUUCUGACACUGUAGUUAUUAGUCAUUGCCAGAAGCUUGUUCUGAGCAGACAGAUGCUGUUCUGUCUGAAGAAAGAGUGAACUAAUAGAAAGGCAAUUCCUACAUCGAUUCGAAUAAGUUUCUUCAUGGAGUAGUACUGACUCUGGGUGGCAGUACCAAGGUUUUUGGGGAGUUUAUUAUUUAGCGAUUGGAUGUUGAAUAUACACAGGUUUAAUGGAGUCACUAUUUGGCUCCACUAAUCAUAACAAUAAUAAAAAAUGUGAGCAAAUAAAUAAAACGCAAGCAAAUUAAUGAAAGAAACCCACAGAGAGAAGAAGCUUCCCAAGUCUUGGGUAAGCUACAUCACUGGAUGACAUUGUUUCAAUGUGAUUGAGGGUUGGGAGCAACAUUGAAGACAUACGCAUUCAGUACUACAUAACCAAAGCAAUGAAAGUUAUUGGGUAGGGAAUAUUGGCCAGUGUUGUUCAGUUGUGUGCCAUGCUACCACAGUCCUCAUAAUCACUAGCCCAAGCUUUGGGCAUCUAAAGUGGGAGACCAAGGUGUGGAAGGGCUGCCAGUGUGCAAAUGAUGAUCUCUAACAAAAGAGUCAGUCACUCCGUUAGAGGUUGGAUGUGGUCACAGUGGCUUGCUGCUCCCUGUCUUGAAGUCCCCCUAGCAAGGAGAUUAAUUUGGUGAAUGAUAUUAUGAGUACUUGGUAAACAUGGUGAGAACACAAGUGUAUGUGUGUUCGUGCAUGUUUGUACGUGUGUGUCUCUGCUUAUCCAUGAUGGAAACAAUUGCUUUGCAGAAUGUCAGCAAGAAAUGUGUUAUAAUACUGGUGCUGAGUGGAAUGUGUGCUUUAAAAAAUUCCUUGUAUUUUAAUAAAACCUAAAGAAUGAAAA